CCAGCUUCCUGCCACAGUAUGCUCCUGCGGAAGGCUUUCGCAGGCAACCCGCGUCCCGUCCCGGACAAUCCCCGUUCUGACAGCUUUCCCUCCUCUCGGAAUUUCAAGUGAAUUCUCCUAGAAAAACCCAGAAAGAAAAUCCCGAUUAGGAGCUGAUAUGAACCCAUGUCACAUUGGUUUCUUGGGGGCGAGUACAUCAAACCUUGGGAUGCUUAGUUUGAGAUAUCCACCAACCAUUGCAACAAGAAGUUUUGAAUUAAUUCACACUUCAAAAAGGUUGGCUGGUUUUGUGGUUUGUUCUACAAAAGGCCCAAGACCAAGAUACCCUCGUGUAUGGAAAUCCAAAAAGAGAAUAGGGACCAUUUCCAAGUCACAGAAGCUUGUUGAUUGUAUAAUGGGAUUGUCGAAUGUCAAGGAAGAAGUUUACGGGGCGCUAGAUUCUUUCAUCGCUUGGGAGUUAGAGUUCCCUCUAAUUGCAGUGAAGAAAGCACUGAGGACCCUUGAAAAUGAAAAAGAAUGGAAACGAAUAAUUCAGGUGACAAAGUGGAUGUUAAGCAAAGGUCAAGGAAAAACCAAGGGAAGUUACUACACAUUAUUAAAUGCUUUAGCAGAGGAUGGAAGACUUGAAGAAGCUGAGGAGCUCUGGAUGAAGUUAUUUUCUGAAAAUUUGGAGAACCUGCCUCGUGAAUUCUAUAGUAAAAUGAUUUCAAUUUACUAUGGCAGAGAAAUGCACGAAAAGAUGUUUGAGAUAUUUGCGGACAUGGAAGAGCUCGGUGUGAAGCCGAACAGUUCAAUUGUGGAGAUGAUAGGAGACGUGUUCCAGAAGUUAGGUAUGCUGGACAAGUAUGCAAAGCUAAAGAAGAAAUAUCCACCCACAACAUGGGAAUACCGUUACUUCAAAGGGAAGCGUGUAAGAGUUCGAUCGAAGCAACCAAACGGAGCUCAUGAGGAAGUUGACACUAACUCAUUGAAUCAACUGAUUGAAGUAGACGAGGAAGAUAACGCUAACUCGGUAAGUCAAGGGCACUAAAAAUCCCAUUUGUUUCUUUCGUUUUUUCGUUUCUUUUUGUGUAUUUGAGAUGAAUGCAUUUUAAGAUUCAUGUGAGUUGGGCGAUUGUGAGAUUUUCUGUAAUUGUAAUGCUCUAAAGUUGGCGUAUACUCGCAUACUUAGUGUAGUGUACUAAUGUAAAAUUUUUUUU
This is a messenger RNA of Magnolia sinica, 1199 nucleotides long. Its product is annotated as pentatricopeptide repeat-containing protein At4g21190. The record is from RefSeq and is a predicted model, not a curated record. The transcript is spliced from 6 exons. NCBI's taxonomy places the organism in Eukaryota, Viridiplantae, Streptophyta, Magnoliopsida, Magnoliales, Magnoliaceae. Gene Ontology annotation, molecular function: protein binding. The coding region runs from base 158 to 1030 and encodes 290 amino acids.